UCCUCUAUCAUGUCUUUCCGAUUUCUCAUUCUGAUGAGCCAGAUUAUAAGUGUGACCUAUGCGCUUGAAAUGUUGCGUAUGAGGAUAUCUUCCCCCCAACAUGAAAUGUACCGUGUGGAUUACGCUACCUCAGACCAAGUUAAUAAUAAGGAGUACGACAGCAUGUGGCUAGAGACCGAAAAGAUACACGAUACUUUUGGACGCUCGGAGAUUGGACAGCAAGCUUUGGAUUUGCUCAAGACGUUGAAGACGCAUGAUGGCGAUAGUCCAACUCGGAUUCUGGUAGUCGACAAGAUAGCCGACUGGGAGAAGUUUUGGCUGGAGCGGGAGCGGCCUGCCGCCACAUUCCACAUUUUCGACUCUGCCGACAACGAUCUACGCAAGUUCAUCAAUAAAGCAUUCAGUAAACACUUGCCUAAUGGGAUCCCAUACAUGAGAAUAUUGCCCCUCAAGGACAGGAUUUGGAUCGAUUAUAAUACUGAAAUUCCUAACUCUAUGGGAUAUUUGACCGAUUGGAUACCAUUGGAAACAGCAUUGGAAAGCUUCAAGGGUAUUUCAGAUCAGGGGGAGAAAGCAAUCCAGCUUAUCGAGCAUUAUGCUAAGCUUAACACCGAAAACGCGAAGUCAAAGACAAAAAUCGAUUUCUCGGCUAUCCUGGUGGAUCUUGGUGAUAACGGAUGGGAAGAACUCGAUAGAUUUAAUUCUGAAAGGGGUGCUUACUACUCCCAUGUUUCUGUUGAGGAUCCUAAAGUGGUAACUCUGAUCAACAAAACAUUGUGCCAACUUUGA
Messenger RNA from Puccinia graminis f. sp. tritici CRL 75-36-700-3, 789 nucleotides. RefSeq lists its product as uncharacterized. NCBI's taxonomy places the organism in Eukaryota, Fungi, Basidiomycota, Pucciniomycetes, Pucciniales, Pucciniaceae. The coding region runs from base 10 to 789 and encodes 259 amino acids. The record is from RefSeq and is a predicted model, not a curated record. The transcript has a single exon.